Mycotypha africana is the source of this 408-nucleotide messenger RNA. RefSeq lists its product as uncharacterized. The record is from RefSeq and is a predicted model, not a curated record. Gene Ontology annotation, cellular component: cytoplasm; nucleus. The annotation marks the transcript as partial. NCBI's taxonomy places the organism in Eukaryota, Fungi, Mucoromycota, Mucoromycetes, Mucorales, Mycotyphaceae. The transcript has a single exon.
AUUCGUCAAGUCGUCGGUGUGAUUGUCGUUGACCCUGCUACUGAAAAUGUCUUAAUGUUAGCUAGCCGUAAGAAUGAAGGUUCUUAUGUUCUCCCUCGCGAUGAUUGUCAAGCUGACGAACAUCCUGAAAAAGCUGCUAUCCGUCUUUUAUUUGAGAAGGCUGGUGUCUCUACUUCUUUCUUAUCGAGCCGUAUCGGCUCUUACUCUGAGUCCAAUAAGAAGGGAAGAGUUAUUGCUCACCAUUGGAUGUACGAAGUCCACGCUCCAACUUUGCUUGAAUCAUGGCCUAGUAAAGAUCGCCAACGUGUCUGGAUCCCCUAUGCUGAAGCUUUGAAGGCUACCGAGAAUAAGCGUAUGUCCCAUCUCGCUCUUCAAAAGUGUUCACUGGUAAAGAGAUCUUCUGCUUAG